Molecule: messenger RNA, 753 nt
Organism: Grosmannia clavigera kw1407
Lineage: Eukaryota; Fungi; Ascomycota; Sordariomycetes; Ophiostomatales; Ophiostomataceae
Exons: 2
Coding region: 1-753 (250 amino acids)
Source: RefSeq, a predicted model, not a curated record
AUGGAGCACGAUGGGAAACGCCGCGCACGCAGCUACCCAUACGAGAGCCGUUUGGCAAGCAGUGCCAGAUGGACCGAGGACGACAAAUCUGAUGGACGUGAAACCGAGGAAGCUCACAGGGACAGGGUGCGGAGAGCUGGCUGCUGGCUGCUGGCAGAAGGCAAUGAUCAAACACGCGAUUGUGAUAGUGCACACAGAACAGGAGAAGAGGGUUGGCAGAAGAGGGGAAAGGGCCAGUCGUCGCACAAGGCCGUUUACAUGUGGAAGGCGCAAGGGGGGGCAGACUGCAGAACUGUUGUUCGGCCUUGUGCUUUCUCCACCAACGGCGAGGCAGAUACGGAAGAUUGUCGCAACAAGAAGGAACGAGCGGCCGGCAAGCACGACCUCCAAGGCAGCGACGACGGCGACUACGUCGAAGUCCCCACCCAAAGCUGCAGCAGAAAACGACUUUCCAGGGGAGGGAAAGGCCUAUUCUGCUUACGACACGCCACCCAGAUUACAUACGUACGAGUGCUGUGCAUCUACCUGUGCAGCGUUGUGCGGAGACCUAGGAGGCCCUCCAGGGGCAGCAGCCACCCGUUCAGGAACAGCCUCAAAGGUCAGAUGCGCCGGUCGGUUUCCACCGUGCUCGUACUCGUAGCGGACGGGCCACUUCUAGUGUCGCCCAGCAGCACAGCCGCUGCGGUAGCGAGGCCGCGUGCUGGGGCGGAUGUCCGCCAGAUGUCGUUUCGCCAAAACGAUCGCUCCGAGUGA